This is a messenger RNA of Miscanthus lutarioriparius, 258 nucleotides long. Lineage: Eukaryota; Viridiplantae; Streptophyta; Magnoliopsida; Poales; Poaceae. The record is from the annotation of a GenBank genome assembly.
AUGAGGAGGGCUAACAUGGUUCUGCUCCUGGCAAUUGGCUUCCUCAUGCUGGCUUUGGCUUCCGAUGUUGUAGUCGCCAAGAAAAAUUGUACGUCUAAAAAGAUCCCGACACAGGGUAAGGCAUGUGAUCCCAAAACUUGCGAUCAAAACGCUAAAAAGGAUUCCGACGCCGAUGGAUUUCGAUGCCCGUAUGCGGCUUGCAUCAUCCAGGGCCGUUGUGUUGCUGGAGCUUGCCAGCGCAUCGUGUGCGAAAAAUAG